AUGUUGAAGCCACCAGUUUUUGAGUCAAAGGAUGAUCUUUGUCAGCGUAUUAUUGCCGCCAUUCAGAAGGGUGGCGAGGGACCCAAACACGAGGUAUUUUUCAAUGUUUCAGAGCAAGAUUAUCAUUAUAUCCUGAAUGCAAUUGAAUCCGACAAUAAUCUCAUUCGCAAACCAUCAUACAUCCCAUGUCUCAAAAAACUCUCUGUCAACCUGCCAACUCCAGUCCACAAAUCCAUUCUAGCGCCUCUGCGCACUACAAUGGGAAACAUCAUAUCAUCUUUGCCACUUCCACCAGCACUCCAUACUGCCCUCCGCAUGCACAUGAACACAAUGGUCAAAAAGGGGGAAGAUAACGAGGACGAUGAAGACAAGCGUAAUCUCGGCAUCCCCGAUAUGCUAAUUCAACGCGAGAUGAGAGAUGCGGAGUUCCAUCCCCUAUGGCCUUUUGAAGUAUUGUUCUCCCAAUCUUCAGAGUUGGCAGAAUCGAAGAUACAACUUUUUGCAGACAAAAACCCCCACGUCGAGGGGGCCACCCAUUUCCACAUCGCCGAGGCAGAAAAACACGCUUUGCCAAGUGAUGAAUGGGCAAUCGAGCAGGAGUUGGACAAGAAGAAGGUUGGGCACAUCAAAGAGGGAUCUGUAACACCUACUAGAGCCCCAGCUCUCCCUACGCCUGCCCCCGCUCUGCUAGACUCCCCGCGCGGCGGUGCGCCGCCUGCGCCUAGAACAACAGCGGUCUGGACCGCUAUGACUCCGCUUCAUGGCGCUAUGACCCCGCCUGAUGCUAUGACCCCGCCCCUGGCCUAG
Suillus discolor is the source of this 807-nucleotide messenger RNA. RefSeq lists its product as uncharacterized. Lineage: Eukaryota; Fungi; Basidiomycota; Agaricomycetes; Boletales; Suillaceae. The transcript has 5 exons. The coding region runs from base 1 to 807 and encodes 268 amino acids. The record is from RefSeq and is a predicted model, not a curated record.